AGUGAUCAGCAUCAUCCAGUGGUCAGGGAAUAACUGCAGCAAUCUCCAAACAACACUGUUCUUAUUGAUACACAUAUUAAUACUGACACUCACUGAUAUAUCACCAAUCCUCAGGACAUCAUCAAUAUUGAUUAGUACAUAUUGAUCCUAAUAAUAUCAGUGUAAUGUGGUGUUGUAGUGACUCAGUGUGACCACUGGAGGGCAGUAAAUACUCUGAUUAUUUCUUUCUGAGUCCAUAUCAAUCAGUUUAGAAAGAAAUGGAUCACUAUUGAAAUCCGUAUUUAUUGCAGUUUAAUAAUAUAUGUGUUCAUAUAUAGAGUGCCAUUAUCAGACUGAUGAACAUUAGUGCUAAAAUAAUGCAGUAAAUUUGUAAUAAUGUCCGUGUGAAUAUCAGUAUUAUUGGCAGUGUUGUAAUUACUGACAGUGACCACUGGAGGGACGUGAUCGUGAAAGUUUCUCUGUGAGUUACUUUAACAGUUCAGUUCCAUCCAGAUAAAUAUGACGCAUGAAUGUUUGUAUAGAAGACAUCACUGUUGGCAUGGGUGUGGUUAACAGUAGUCAUUAAUACAAUUCUAAUAACAAUAUUUAUGUAUUUAUAUAAUUUAAAACUCUGACACCUCUAUUUAAACAUUUUAAAUGUGCUCAGUCUGCUGUUGUAUUUUUCUUGACGCUGGUAGAGAUGAUGUUUAGUUUCCACAAGUUACAUACAGAAUAUAUUUAUUAUGAUGUUUUAAAGUUGAUUUAUUGGUUGAUUGAUCUCAGUAUUUAUAUUGAAAUUAUACAGAAAUCUUGUUUUUUUAAUAGAAUCUUGAAGACACAUGAACUCUGAUGCUUCUUAAUAAUAUUGUACAAAGAAAUAGUCAAAGAUAUAUUUCCAAUAACUUUGUAUUAUUGUAUUGUUUUGUAAAAUUUGGACCAAAUAUUAAACAUUUCCUUUUCUUCCAAAACAACAAAACACAGAACAGAAGUGAAUUUUAAAACAUUUAACAGAAUAUAUCCAUGUAAAGAGUUCUUAAACUUGAAAUUUAAUAUUAAAUUAAAUAUUUGAACAUUUUGUAAAGAUGAUGCUGAAUCUCUUAAUUUAAGAACAGUUGUAUUUAUGGCUGUGCUCCAAAAGCAAAAUUACAACUUUCCAAUAUAGGAAUAUUGGUUUUGGAGUCUUUAUGCAGGAAAAAAAUAUUGAAUAUCUUAUCUCAACAUUCAAUAGUUAAUUAACAACAAAUUAUUAUUUACAUUGAUUUAUUAACCUCCUGUGUUUGAAGCAUUUAAAAAAAUAACUGUCUUUCUAAACUCGUAUUAGCCUGCUACUGAUCAUUGAUCACUGAUCAGUAGUAAAACAUAAUUCAAACUCUAUGAUGAGUCUCUUUUCCCACACAAGACAGACAAAUGAAGUAUUUCAGUAUUUCAUUUUAUUUUUAUUUCUGAUUUAAUUUGGCUAUUAUUAUUAUUAGAUUUUUGAAUUAUGGCAGCCAUGUUACUUGAGUUUUAUGACUAAUGAAUUAACCUCAUGUUCUGUGAUGCUGGGUUGAAUUUGUCAAUAAAGUUUUAGGUUUAAAAAGGAAGAUUUUUGUGUUAUCUUUGAUGGAAAACACCUCGACCUCAUCGGAAUAAGUCGUGUAUUUGUUGCCCCUGACAUCUACUUGUUUCCUCCUGAUAGCUCACUGAGAAGUCCUUUUUCCUCCGGCGAGUUUCUGUUGUUGCUCAUUAAUCCGUUAGCUGAAAUAAUGAAGACUAAACCCGUGAAAGAGGUGGUUCAAUAAGGUAUAACUCGAGGACCGUUACCAACCCCCCCGGCUCCUCCCAGCUGGACGUUUCACUUUCACUUUCUAUGAUCGUCUGGCGCAGCUUCCUUUCUCCAUUUAAAAAAAGAUGAAAGUGCGUGUGAGCUGAUGUGGAUGUUUGCUCAGCAGCAUGAAUCAGUGUGAGGACAGAGAGGACGGAGUCCCUCCCUCUAAAACCAUUCUGUGUGGGGAACAUGACAGCCAGACCAAAGCUCAGAGCCCCGAGCAGCAGCACAAACCAGACUCUCCUGAACCUGGACCUGAACCUGAACCCAGCUGUGUGUCCUUAAAGAGUGACCGGUCCAUGGAGCCACCACUGCUUUUUAAAGGACAAGUUUUACAACUGGCAAAGACCUAUGGGAGACCAACCUCUACUGAACCUGGACCUGAACCCAGCUGUGUGUCCUUAAAGAGUGACCGCUCCAUGGAGCCACCACUGCUUUUUAAAGGACAAGUUUUACAACUGACAGAGAUCUAUGGGAGACCAACCUCUACUGAACCUGGACCUGAACCCAGCUGUGUGUCCUUAAAGAGUGACCGGUCCAUGGAGCCACCACUGCUUUUUAAAGGACAAGUUUUACAACUGACAGAGAGGAAGCUGGAAGAACCAGAACCCAGUUGUGUGUCCAUGAAGAGUGACAGGUCUAUGAAACGUUUUAUAUCCUUCAAAGAUGGACGUCACUCUGUUGAUCAAAGAGUCGACCAGGAGAGCUCAGAGGUUCCCAGUGGUCAGUCUGCCCAGCAGCAUCAAACACACCUGGACUCCAUAUUUAUGCUGCUGGAGGAGAACAUUGUCAUUUUUGUGAAGAACGAACUGAAGAAGAUCCAGAAGGCUCUGAGUUCAGGUUACCCAGAAUGCUCAGAGAGUCAGAGGGAGGAUGAGGAGGUGUUGGAUGGUGAGGAGGAAGAGCAGAAGAGGAGCAGCAGAGACGCACUUCUGAAGAUCACACUGCACUUUCUGAGGAAAAUGAAGCAGGAGGAGCUGGCUGACUGUCUGCAGAGGAGACAUCCUUUUCCAGUUUAUCAGCAUAAACAUAAAUCUAACCUGAAGAAGAAGUUCCAGUGUGUGUUUGAGGGGAUUGCUAAAGCAGGAAAUCCAACCCUUCUGAACCAGAUCUACACGGAGCUCUACAUCACAGAGGGAGGGACUGGAGAGGUCAAUGAUGAACAUGAGGUCAGACAGAUUGAAACAGCGUCCAGGAAACCAGACAGACCAGAAACAACAAUCAGAUGUGAAGACAUAUUCAACCUCUCACCAGGAAGAGAUGAACCAAUCAGGACAGUGAUGACAAAGGGAGUGGCUGGCAUUGGGAAAACAGUCUUAACACAGAAGUUCACUCUGGACUGGGCUGAAGACAAAACCAACCAGGACAUACAGUUCACAUUUCCAUUCACUUUCAGAGAACUGAAUGUGCUGAAAGAGAAAAAGUACAGCUUAAUGGAACUUGUUCAUUACUUCUUUACUGAAACCAAAGAUGCAGGAACCUGCAUGUUUGAAAAGUUCCAGGUUGUGUUCAUCUUUGACGGUCUGGAUGAGUGUCGACUUCCUCUGGACUUCCACAACAAUCAGAUCCUGACUGAUGUUACAGAGUCCACCUCAGUGGAUGUGCUGCUGACAAACCUCAUCAGGGGGAAACUGCUUCCCUCUGCUCGCCUCUGGAUAACCACACGACCUGCAGCAGCCAAUCAGAUCCCUCCUGAGUGUGUUGACAUGGUGACAGAGGUCAGAGGGUUCACUGACCCACAGAAGAAGGAGUACUUCAAGAAGAGAUUCCGAGAUGAGGAGCAGGCCAACAGAAUCAUCUCCCAUAUCAAGACAUCACGAAGCCUCCACAUCAUGUGCCACAUCCCAGUCUUCUGCUGGAUCACUGCUACAGUUCUGGAGGAUAUGUUGAAAACCAGAGAGGGAGGAGAGCUGCCCAAGACCCUGACUGAGAUGUACAUCCACUUCCUGGUGGUUCAGUACAAACUGAAGAACAUCAAGUAUGAUGGAGGAGCUGAGACAGAUUCACACUGGAAUCCAAAGAGCAGGAAGAUGAUUGUGUCUCUGGGAAAACUGGCUUUUGAGCAGCUGCAGAAAUACAACCUGAUCUUCUAUGAAUCAGAUCUGACAGAGUGUGGCAUCAAUAUCAAAGCAGCCUCAGUGUACUCAGGAGUGUUCACACAGAUCUUUAAAGAGGAGAGAGGGCUCUACCAGGACAAGGUGUACUGCUUCGUCCAUCUGAGCGUUCAGGAGUUUCUGGCUGCUCUUUAUGUCCAUUUGACAUUCACCAACUCUGGUGUCAAUCUGCUGUCAAAAGAACAAUCAACCUUCCAGAAAUCUGAAACUAGAAAAGAUGAAUUUGCGACACAGUUCUACCAGAGUGCUGUGGACAAGGCCUUACAGUGUCAAAAUGGACACCUGGACUUGUUCCUCCGCUUCGUGCUGGGCCUUUCACUGCAGACCAAUCAGACUCUCUUACUAGGCCUGCUGACACAGACAGAAAAUAGCUCAAAAACCAAUCAGGUAACAGUCGAGUUCAUCAAGAAGAAGAUCGAAGAGACUCCCUCUGCAGAGAAAAGUAUCAAUCUGUUUCACUGUCUGAAUGAACUGAAUGAUCGUUCUCUAGUGGAGCAGAUUCAACAGUCCCUGAGUUCAGGAAGUCUCUCCACAAACAAACUCUCUCCUGCUCAAUGGUCAGCUCUGGUCUUCAUCUUACUGUCAUCAGAAAAAGAUCUGGAUGUGUUUGACCUUAAGAAAUACUCUGCUUCAGAGGAGGCUCUUCUGAGGCUGCUGCCAGUGGUCAAAGCCUCCAAGAAAGCUAUACUGAGUGGCUGUAAUCUGUCAGAGAGAAGCUGUGAAGCUCUGUCCUCAGUUCUCAGCUCCCAGUCCUCUAGUCUGAGAGAGCUGGACCUGAGCGACAACAACCUGCAGGAUUCAGGAGUGAAGCUGCUGUGUACUGGACUGGAGAGUUCACACUGUACACUAGAAACUCUCAGGCUGUCAGGCUGUGAGGUCACAGAGGAAGGUUGUGAUUCUCUGUCCUCAGCUCUGAGCUCCAACCCUUCCCAUCUGAGAGAGCUGGACCUGAGCUACAAUCAUCCAGGAGACUCGGGAGUGAAGCUGCUGUCUGCUGGACUGAAGGAUCCACGCUGGAGACUGGACACUCUCAGGGUGGAGCCUGGUGGAGUCCGAUGGAUGAGUCCAGGUCUGAAGAAGUAUUCCUGUGAACUCGCACUCGACACAAACACAGUAAACAGAAACCUCAAACUGUCUGACAACAACCGGAAGGCGUCAUAUGUGGAGGAGGCUCAGUCAUAUCCUGAUCAUCCAGACAGAUUUGACCGGUGUCCUCAGGUGCUGUGUAGAAAUGGUCUGACCGGUCGCUGUUACUGGGAGGUCGAGUGGAAAGGAAGAGUCUCUAUAUCAGUGACUUACAGAGGAAUCGGAAGGAAAAGAGACAGUGAUGACUGUGUGUUUGGAGAGAAUGAUCAGUCCUGGAGACUGAUCUGCUCUGAUGGUGGCCGUUACUAUGUCUGGCACAAUAACAGAAGAACAUCCAUCUACUCCUCCUCCUCCUCCUCCUCUGUCUCUAAUAGAGUAGCAGUGUAUGUGGACUGUCCUGCUGGCACUAUGUCCUUCUACAGAGUCUUUUCUGACACACUGGUCCACCUCCACACCUUCAACACCACAUUCACUGAACCUCUUUAUCCUGGCUUUGGGUUUGGAUUCUUGGCUGGUUCGUCAGUGUCUCUGUGUUCUCUGUAGGAAGGAUAGUCUCCUCCUAUUAGAGAAACAUUUCUCAGUUGAGUCUGUACAGGAUCACAGUUACAUAAUAUUUCAGGAUAUUAUAAUAAAUUCAUCAAUUAAUUUCGUACAAAAUCAUUCAAAAUGAUUCCUCAUUUACAUUGUAAACUUCUUCCACUUCCAGUCCUUUAAAGUUGGCACCUCUGAUCAUUGAAUUAUGGAACUGCUGUUGACUCAACUGAACUUUCCAAACGUUCUUGGAAUGAAAGAACAGGAAAAAACUAUGCUGAGACAUGUUUUGCUGUCAUUUCUGGCCGCGCUGCUUCUGUCCUCGCGUCGCCUGCUCCUUGUGUUACUGUGGCGGGGCUCAGGCAGCUCCUCUCUCCACACACACACAACUUGGCGACUUUCUCACUAGAUUUAGCGACUUUUCAGACCCUCUUAGCGACUUUAUUUCUAAAAAGCGACUAGCGACACAUUUAGCGACCUAUUCAGACCAUCAUAAAGAAAUAUAUAAAAAUAUAUUAUAAUAUAUAUUAUAAUGUGAUUCCCAUGCAUGCUGCUCAGAUUAAUCGCAUUGCUUAUUUCUCACCUCAGAUUUGUUCAGAAACAGAUUUUGGUGGAGUAUAUAUAAAUAUCCCAUAGUCCCACAUUUCUCAAAUCGCAAUGCGCCAAUCACUGUGGUGACGGUUUUCACUCAUCACUGUGAUGAGUGAUCAGUGUUUUAAUAAGCUGUGUCCUUGUUUUAAAAGCUGUUUACAGUGUGUCACAUUUUCAUAAAUCAGUUUUAAUGUUCAAUGUUUCAAAAAGCUUUGUCAGUAUUCUCAGGCCCAUGCCUAGUGUCCAGUGUUGCCAACUUGGCAACUUUGUCAUUAGAUUUAGCGACUUUUCAGACCCUCUUAGCGACUUUAUUUGUAAAAAGCGACUAGCAUCAAAUUUAGCGACCUAUUCAGACCAUCGGGGGGAAAGGCGAGAAAUAUAUUUAAAUAUAUUAUAUUGUAAUUCUGCGUCUCCCUUCCCUCUCCUCUUGCGCUGUGCGCAGGCAGUCAGUGUGCGGCGUGUGGGUCGGCUUCACUCUUUCUCUCUGGAUCUCUCAUUUUCAGAAGGAGCUACUAAGAUUGACAAAGUAUCUCUUGAUAAGAUGUGCAGAUGUCAGGGAGUCCAGGUUUAGAGUGUGGCAUGUGGGGCAGCUUCACUCUUUCCCUCCGGAUCUCUGGAUUAGGAUGUUAUAGCUUGUAAAUAUGUAAAUAGUUUGUUUGUGCUUAUCUCUCACUCUUUCCCUCUGGAUUAAGAUGUUACUACAGGUUGUAAAUAUGUAAAUAGUUCGUUUGAUCUUGCAAAUAUUUAAGUUGUUUGAUCUUCUCCUUCCCUUUGUAGAAUUUUUUAUUUAUUUAAAAAUUUAAUUAAUGAUCGCUCCCUCGUGCUAGCUACUUUCAUUGGAAAAGAGUUGGCAACGCUGCUAGUGUCUAGAUACUAGGAUCUUCCACUUCCAUAGUACCCAACUGGUUUUCACAUCAUAAUUGCACACAAGGAGAAGGAGCACACACACACAAACACAUGUAUGAGGGGCCGUACAAGCCAGAAUUCAUUCUGGCCCUCUCACAUACAUACAUACAUAGAUUAAAUUUGACACAUAAGCAGUACUGUAGAGAACUCAGCAUGGCAGCGUAAGUGGGCCUAACAGGGAGGUACAUCUGGGUGUCAUCAGCAUAACAUUUUUUUCUUGCACAUACAUAUAUUUUUAACAUUAUCCUUUUACAUACAUAGAUUUUCACUCUCACAUACAUUCUCGUGUUCUCAAGACGUGUUAUUGAGUGUAAUAUGUUCAUUUAGGGUUGUGAAUACAUCAUUUACUGAGAAACUAAUGUUAUAUGAACAAGGGGUUAAAUUGAGUUACAUCCCCUCUGUAGAUAUGUACAAUUUGCAUUGUACAUAUCCCCCCCAGCUAGUUGGUGUCGUUUUGCAAUGCCCAUCUAGCUAGCUAAUGCUAGUUUCCAGUAAAAUACCUGGCGUUAUUGUGAGUAUUAUUAUUUUAUUUAGCUUUUAUUAUACCAGGAAGUCCCAAGUGGUAAAAUAUUUAGCUUACAAUUGAAAAGGUACUAAGUCGUAAUCUGGAUCAGAAACAGGAGCACACAUCUUGCAUAAGACUGAAUAAUAACUGAACUGAUUUUAAGGUACAAAGUGGGCAAGCUGGAGCUUUGACUGAAGACUAGGAUGAGGGUGCAAGGUAAUGAAAUGGGCAGAAACAGCUCUGAUUCUGGGGAAAUUAAGAAGAAAGCAGGACUAUGAUAUUUAGCUAAAGGUAUUGCUGACUAUUUGGAGUUGUCAAGUAGGGAGGCAGCAUAUGAGAUGUGUUAAGCAUUUUGUCAAUAAAAGUGAUAAAAGUAAUAAAAGUA
Siniperca chuatsi (mandarin fish) is the source of this 7904-nucleotide messenger RNA. Its product is annotated as NLR family CARD domain-containing protein 3-like. Bases 1912 to 5529 code for a protein of 1205 amino acids. Gene Ontology annotation, molecular function: protein binding. The transcript has 13 exons. The record is from RefSeq and is a predicted model, not a curated record. NCBI's taxonomy places the organism in Eukaryota, Metazoa, Chordata, Actinopteri, Centrarchiformes, Sinipercidae.